AUGCCGUCAGACGUCCAUUCGUCGCAUGGGCGGCCGCCGCCUCUGGUGGUCCUCUCAGGAGGCCUCGUCUCCCAUGUGCACACCGUCAUGGGCUUCCUCGCCUUCUUCGGCGCCCUCGUAACUGCACUCUCGCUCCACUACCAAAAAGUCGUCAAGAACCAUGUGGCUCAGUAUCCCGACGAGUGGUGGCCCUCGGUUUCAGCCACCAUCGGCGACUGGUAUCCAGAACGCAACAUCUUCCAAGUCGGCAUCGCACUCAUGGCAGGUCCGCGCUUUGCGCUCGUCUUCCUCUCCGCCCUGCUCGUCUCGUUGUCCACGCCGAAUCGCUCGCCCAAGGCGUCCAUCCUGCUCUUCGUCGGCGUGACCCGCACCCUUGCGUGUGGAGGAUGGGUGUACGUCACCAGCACCGACGAUCACCUCUUUCACGACAUCGCCAUGUUCCUCUACCUCGCCCUCACGCCACCGUGGAUGUUCAUCACAAAUGGCAGCCUGGCCCAACCAAGCUUGUCGCCUGGCGCAGCUGCUUCCGACUCGACAUCCAAGGACGCGCUUGCGGCAAAAGCGCGGCGCAUGCGCAGGAUCGCCUGCUUCUCCUUCUUUGCAUGCACCCCAUUCAUGGGCUUCUUCUUCUACCGUCACAAUGCGCUGCACAUUCCUGGUGCAUACUCCUACUAUGCCUACUUCGAAUGGGGACUCAUCAUCUUUGACCUCCUCUUCGACGCAGCUAGCGUCUACGACCUUUCGCGUUUCGAGAUUCAUAUCGUGGAAGCCCCCAAACCAGAGCCGUCGUUCAGCAGCUCUGCAGCGCGCGACACAGCAUACGGGCCCGAGGGUCGACGUCUCAUCGAUGGCGCAUGGGCUCAAGGCGGUCGCCAUCGUGCCAUCGCUUCCGGCGCUUGGUCCGCCUCUCAGCUUGGCGCCGGCUCAGACGGUCAACAAAGCGCGCCUCCUAAGGCUGCCACCGAAGAAGACGAUGCGGUGAAUCCCAUUCUCGUCGAUGAUCUCGAAAGUCUCGCGUCUCCGACCAGUCUGCGCGCCAUCAUUGCCUUGAUCUCGGACAGCUACCUUGCUUUCUGCUUUUGGACGGCGCUAACCGCCUUGCAUCCAAUGAUCUUUUACUUCAGCGUCUACAACCUCGCGAUCGGUGGCCACGAGGCGCUGCUCAUUUCGCAAGUCCUCGGUCUCGGCCUCACGCUGGCCGUACCUGCGCUUCGUUCGCGCGUCCGGCGGCAAUCCAGCAGUGGCGUUGCCACUGUGGGGCCUGUCUCGUCGCAGGCGAAAGCGAUCGGUUGGCUCUUGUCGCUCGCGGGCCAAGCCAGCUGGUGUGUAUCCGACCCGCUCGUGCGGCUCGUCGCCGUGGCCUUUUCCAACGCACUGCUCGCCGUGCUCCUUGCACUGGAGUGGGGCGCCGCCUGGGAGACCGACCGCUUGCCCGUCAAGCUGGGCAUCUGGCUGGUCGGCCUGCUCGCAAGCAAUCUUGCCAAGUACGCCAACCACAGCAACAACCCGGCAUGGCCCUUCAUGGAAUCGACCAACGGCGGGCACAACGCGCUUCUCCUCGCGCUAGCGCUCGUCGCCAUCGCCGAAAUGGCCGUUCGCCCCAAGUACGACCGAUUCCCGAGCCUUCAGCGGCGCCAGAGCAGUCGUAGCGCCUUCACUGGUUCCAAAACAAAUGGCAGUUUCACGGUGGCGGCGCUGGGGGUGGGAGCAUUGCUCUACGCACUCCACACAUUCCUCACGGACACGGGCACCAUGAUCGCUUGGGGCUGGACUGGAUAUCCCGUGCGAGGACCCAUGGCGAUCCCACACGGCUGCAUCAUUCUGGUCACCAUGGCCUUUUCAUCGCUCGCCGCCACUCGAUGGACCACCUUCGGAUAUCGUAUCGCGCUGUUCCUCCUGCAAUGCGCGUCGGCAGCGCUCUUGUACUUCGCAGCCGACUGGACGAGCUUCGUCGGUGCGGUGGGCAUGGCGUUGAGCCUGCCGCCUAUGGCGUUCCCCAUCAUCUCGGCUGCCAUGCGCCAUGACCCGAUCAAGGUGCUGCUCUUCGGCUGGCUCGCUGCCAACGUGCUCACAUUCAUGGGCGUCCUGACGGUCGCUUACGCGUUCGUACCCGGCGGCAAGGUGUUGCGCGAGAGGACGGGCUUCAUGCUCGUAGUGCAGCUCGUGCUCUUGGGUUUGGGCCUCGCCAACGCGCGUCGAGUGGAUAGCGCCCGGCUCCGAGCAAGUCGCAGUCAAAGCGGGCAGCGGACGGCGCAGGUUGCGGACGAAAGCAAUGUAGCCAAGGCAACACGCCUGAGCAAUGCAUCGCGCUCGGGGUCGACCUACUACAUCUGCUUGUUGAUGGCGCUGAUCGGCUUGGUCGGCAACUUGGUCCCGCUCUACCGCAUCGUCCCAUCAUCGUCCAUCGCUCCGCACCAUGCCGAGCAUCGUCUGGUGACUGCGGGAAUGUGGACGGUGCACUUUGCGCUCGACCAGCACAUGCGCGACAGCUCGCGGCGGAUGGCGUCGAUCAUGAAGACGCUCGACAUGGACCUGUUCGGCCUGGUCGAGUCGGAUCUGCAUCGGCCGGUAUUUGGCAAUCGCGACCUGACGCAGUAUCUCGCCGAGGAGCUCAAGAUGUACACGGACAUUGGACCGGCUCCGAGCAAGCACACGUGGGGAGCGGCGCUGUUCUCCAAGUUCCCGAUCAUCAACUCGACACACCACUUGCUUCCGUCGCCAAGUGGAGAGCUCGCCCCGGCGAUCCAUGCAGUGAUUGAUCUGUACGGCACACCGACGCAUGUGAUCGUAUCGCACAACGGACAGGAGGAGGAUCCGCUGGACCGCGAGUUGCAGACCACCGAGAUCGCACGCAUCCUCCGCGAAGCCUAUCCGCACCCAGCUAUUUUCCUGGGUUACGUGGUGACCAAGCCGCACGCGGAACGGCCUGCGCCGUACAAGAUUCUGUUUGAAGACGGCAAGAUGCAGGAUGUGGAGCCGACCGACUUUGGCCGAUGGUGCGAGUAUCUCGGCUUCCGCGGUCUAGAGAGGAUCUCGUACGUCAGGGUGUCGAGGUAUACGGUGACGGACACUGAGCUUCAGACCAUGAAGCUCGUGGUGCCCAAGGAGCCGCUCGACCCGGACACCAACGAGUUUACACGCUUCGUCAUCGCCGAGACGUAUGCAGAGCCGAUGCGAUAUCCGACCUCGCUGAUAGAUCCUGAUGCCUAUGUUUACGACAAACACAUCUACUCGCCCUACCCAUGGCCCAUCUACUACGGCCGUCCCGUGCCGGACUUUUGA
Messenger RNA from Moesziomyces aphidis, 3282 nucleotides. Lineage: Eukaryota; Fungi; Basidiomycota; Ustilaginomycetes; Ustilaginales; Ustilaginaceae. The record is from the annotation of a GenBank genome assembly.